This is a messenger RNA of Pleuronectes platessa (European plaice), 617 nucleotides long. It is a transcript of the gene cd59a, whose product is annotated as CD59 molecule (CD59 blood group). The record is from RefSeq and is a predicted model, not a curated record. The transcript has 4 exons. The coding region runs from base 68 to 421 and encodes 117 amino acids. NCBI's taxonomy places the organism in Eukaryota, Metazoa, Chordata, Actinopteri, Pleuronectiformes, Pleuronectidae.
ACUGAGUUGAGGUCAGUGCUCACUGUCGUCUGUUCUCCACUUGGUUCUCUGCUGUGCUGUGGUGAAAAUGAAGCGCUCCCUGUGGAUAUGUGUGCUGAUCGGCUCUGCUCUCAUCGGGCUGGGAUCAGCCAUUCGUUGUUACAGCUGUAAAGAUUACACAGGAAGCUGCGCCAAACAACGAGACUGCAGCUACGACGAUGCCUGUCUGACCCUCAGCGAGAGAAGUGGGAUGACAUACCGUCAGUGUCUCAAGUAUUCCGACUGUGACUACAGUCGUUUGGCCCAGAUGUUUCCUCAGGUUUCCAGUUUCACAUUCAAGUGCUGCAACUCGGACCUUUGUAACUCCGCCCCCUCCUCUGCAGCGAGCUCUCUGAUUGGUCUGCUAGCCUCUGUGGGCAUCAUGUGGUGGUGCAUCCACUGAGGCAUUAACAGCGCCCCCCAGUGCCUGAAACACAAAGCAAACAUUACAACAGCAGCUUCUCUAACAGACACUCAUUCAUCACAUGCUCACAUUCACAUGUUCACUCGUUCAUGUUUCCUGUAAUAAAGUUUAACGAACCUGAAAAAAAACUGUCUGUAAAUGACUUCAGAUUAAAUAAAGUUUUACAAACCAGAAA